Branchiostoma belcheri (Belcher's lancelet) is the source of this 4991-nucleotide messenger RNA. RefSeq names its product H(+)/Cl(-) exchange transporter 3-like. Gene Ontology annotation, biological process: transmembrane transport; chloride transport. Gene Ontology annotation, cellular component: Golgi apparatus; membrane; early endosome. Gene Ontology annotation, molecular function: voltage-gated chloride channel activity. The coding region runs from base 201 to 2702 and encodes 833 amino acids. The transcript has 21 exons. Lineage: Eukaryota; Metazoa; Chordata; Leptocardii; Amphioxiformes; Branchiostomatidae. The record is from RefSeq and is a predicted model, not a curated record.
AAUAGCAAUUUUGCAGACGAACAGUCCUGUAUGUCACGCGCUUCUGGUUCAUGGUGAGAUGAAUUGUCUCGCUUUUACGACGAUUGGCGCCAUGAUUGUUGAGUAGCUCCGUAACAGAGACCUUUGGGACAGCCCGAGUGUAGCGAGCGGUACAUCAGGCGACUGCUUUUGCAGGAAACAGGAAGCAAGUUUUUCUGUUGAUGGAAUCUAAGAAACUUCUAGAAGAAGACAUGUCGACACCAAAGUACGAGUCCAUGAACGGGGGUUUCCCGGACGAUGAUGAUGAACUCCUGGACAUCGCCACGGAGAUCGCGCCGGAGACGGCCAGCACAACGAGCGCCGGGAGUAACCAGCCGUUUCUAGCAUGGUUCCGACGUACACGUCUUGACGCUUCAGGAAUGUCGCAGGACGAUAUCAGUCUCCAGCCUUUUCUCAACUCAUGUGAGUCAUCUACCAACAUCCUUGACUCUAGCGAGGAAACCAUGCUGGAAUUCGGGCAGUACGACGACUUCCACACGAUAGACUGGGUGCGGGACAUCUCGCGGGACCGUCUCCGACACAAACAGAUCUCCAGGAAGAGUAAAGAGUCAUGCUGGGACCUGAUCAAAGGGACCCACGAUGCCUGGUCAGGCUGGCUGUGUGUGCUGCUCGUGGGGAUGGCAGCAGGUCUGUUUGCAGGUAUAGUCGACAUCGGAGCCAGCUGGAUGUCUGACCUGAAGGAGGGCAUCUGUCCCGAGGCUUUCUGGCUGAACAAGGAGCAGUGCUGCUGGGGGAGUAACGACACCACCUUCGACGACCGGAGCUGCUCGCAGUGGCUGACCUGGUCCCAGCUGUUCGGCAUCCACACGGAGAACGCCGGCACCUACAUCCUGGACUACAUCAUCUACGUGUUGUGGGCCAUGUCCUUCUCCGUCAUCGCCGUGUUCCUGGUCAGAACGCUGGCGCCGUACGCAUGCGGGUCGGGGAUACCGGAGAUCAAGACCAUCCUGUCUGGUUUCAUCAUCCGAGGUUACCUGGGGAAGUGGACAUUGAUCAUCAAGUCUGUGACCAUGAUGUUGGCGGUGUCGGCCGGCCUGAGUCUGGGGAAGGAGGGACCGCUGGUCCACGUGGCCUGCUGCAUCGGAAACUUCUUCUCCUACCUGUUCCCCAAGUACGGCAGGAACGAGGCCAAGAAAAGAGAGAUCCUGUCAGCAGCCUCAGCAGCAGGUGUGUCGGUGGCGUUUGGUGCACCCAUAGGGGGAGUUCUCUUCAGUCUGGAAGAGGUGAGCUACUACUUCCCGUUGAAGACCAUGUGGCGAUCGUUCUUCUGUGCCCUGGUGGCCGCCUUCAUCCUGCGCUCCAUCAACCCGUUCGGUAACAGCCACCUGGUCAAGUUCUACGUGGAGUACAACACUCCCUGGUUCUUCUUCGAACUCCUGCCAUUCAUAUUACUGGGAGUCUUUGGGGGUCUGUAUGGAGCAUUCUUCAACAAGUUCAACCUGAAGUGGUGCAGGUUCAGGAAGAAGACCAGAAUGGGACUGUUUCCUAUUGCUGAGGUGAUGAUUGUCACAUUUGUCACAGCCUUGCUGGCUUUCCCCAACCCUUACACAAGAGAAAACACCAGCAUUCUGAUUCAGAGAUUAUUCAAGGACUGUGGACCUGUGGAUGACUCUGACCUGUGUGACUACAACGCCACGUACGCGCCGAACCUGAACAACCGGAGAAACCCGUACGGCGAGGCGGGGACGGGCGUACAGAACGCCAUGUGGCAGCUGUUCCUGGCACUCAUACUGAAGGGCAUCCUCACCAUCUUUACAUUCGGCAUGAAGGUACCAGCUGGUCUGUUCAUCCCAUCCAUGGCAGUGGGGGCCAUCGCGGGCAGACUGAUCGGGACAGGAGUGGAACAGCUGGCCUUCAACUUCCCUGAUUGGAUACUGUUUGACGAGGCGUGUGCGGGCGGACAGAGGUGCGUCACGCCGGGUUUGUACGCCAUGGUCGGCGCUGCGGCGGCUCUGGGAGGGGUGACCAGGAUGACAGUGUCUCUGGUGGUGAUCAUGUUUGAGCUGACAGGAGGUCUACAGUACAUCAUACCCAUCAUGGCUGCCGUCAUGACCAGUAAAUGGGUGGGAGACGCGUUCGGCAAGGAGGGCAUCUACGAUGCCCACAUCCACUUGAAUGGUUACCCGUUCCUGGAUGCAAAAGAGGAAUUCAAACACACAACAAUAGCUGCUGACAUCAUGAGACCAAGGAGAGGUGACCCUCCACUGGUUGUCAUUGAACAGGACAACAUGACUGUGGAAGAGUUAGAAACGUUGCUUCAGGAGGAAGACUACAACGGCUUUCCUGUGGUGGUUUCCAAGGAGACACAGCUUCUGGUCGGGUUUGUGCUGAGAAGAGACCUCAGCCAUGCCCUUGACGAGGCAAGAAAAGCACAAGACGGUGUUGUCAGCAACUCCAGGGUCUACUUUACCACUCAUGUACCGGGACCGCUGGAUGUGGGGCCAAAACCACUCAAACUCAAGAAAAUGUUAGACCAAAGUCCGUUCACCAUCACUGACCAGACCCCCAUGGAAGUGGUGAUUGACAUGUUCCGUAAACUGGGCCUGAGACAGUGCCUGGUCACGCACAAGGGUCGGCUACUGGGGAUCAUCACAAAGAAGGAUAUCCUAAGACACAUAGCCACACUGGCCAAUCAGGAUCCAGAUUCCAUCCAGUUCCUUUAAUGGAACAUAUGGAAGAGUCCAGCCCAUUGGAUAGACGAGCAAUAGAACAGCUGUCCUGAUUGGUUCAGCGUUUGACAAUGAAUCAAUGUGAAGAUAUUCUGAGGAAAUUUAAAGGAUGUUUAUUUCCAUAUAAAGGUAAAUUCCUCAGGUGACCACAUCUCAGUUCUAGUGGCCAUUAUUCUUCAACUAUAAAUUGAAGGAACUCUGAAAAUAUUCAAUUACAAAAGUUUAACAGAAAUGUAAUGUAAAAAGUAAUAUAAUUGUGGAAUUGUUGUGGAUAUUUCUAUGAUGUGCUUUCAAUGGAAAGUGAAAGGUACCAUCCUUUUGAGGAUGACUAAUAUUUGUGAUUUUUCAGUCUUCAGUUAAACUAGAUUUUAAUGUAUGAUACAAGAGCUUUCACUGCUCCUUGAUUCAGUCUAAAGCAUAAACUGCUACAAGACAAUGAACACACCAGUCACAAGUUUAGAUGGUUGUGUUACUUGUGUAGCAUACUAGUAUACAACUUGGCAAUCAGUGUUUGUAAUGUAGUCUGUCAAUUGAAAGUAUUUUGAUACUAGUAGUAUAGUCUAAACCAGGAACUGUAGUGAGUUACUUUGUCAAACAAAAGUAGAACUUCUGGCAACUAGUCAAAUAAGUUUUGUAGUUAUGGUAUUCUGUGUUAAAUUGUUAUGUAUAUCAUAAGGUGUUUUUCAUUUGUAGGACCAAAUUUGUACAGUUCAACUCUGCAUGACUCUGCUAUGAUGGAACUUUAAGCCAUUCCAACUAUCUGUUGGUUCAUUUUAUAGCCUUUUAUCCAUAGAAUUCCAUACACAACAGACCUUUAAAUCUGGAAUGGAACAAUUCAAGAUCAUACAUGUGAUGGUGUGAAAGAAUUGAUUUUUGGAAAUGAUGUUGUAUUUGUAUGUACCACUAUAACCAGAUGUAGAGAUUAUAUAUGUUCCAUAAAUGUUAGUAUUUACUUUUUUUUGGGGGGGGGGGCAAUAUUAAUCUGAUAGUUGUAGUUGUAGUCUGUAACUAUGCUAUAGUAAUUACACUGUAUAUGUAAGUAAAAAAAUAGAUAUAUGAAUUACACAAUUAUGACAGCUGGACUGGUGAGUGGAAUUUCUGGCACUUUGCAAAUAAGAUGAUUUCACUAACUUUGCAUACUGUCAAUUAACUUAAUAUAUAUGUCAUGUAUAUGUAUGAUACAGAGAAAUAGGCUAUGGAGUCAUAGAUACGUUUGAAGUUGUAUCCUUGGAAAUGUAUUACAGAUGUGAUUAUUUUAUCUACAAAUAGUAGAGGGAACAUGCUUUGGUAUACUAGUACUAGGUCCAGACGUAGAAGAAAAUGGUGAAUUCUUUUGGUUUUUAGUAAGAGUGGUAUUGGUAACAGCUGGAUUUCAUGGUAGUGUUGCUGCGUUUGUGUAUUUCAAAGAUAUAACUUUGGGUUUCAAUGUGGAGAAACGUAGUCCUGACGGUUUGGUAUAUUUUUGUAUGGUAUUUAUUCAGGUUUUUGUCAUUUUUGGAAAGAGCAAAGUGUGCUGUAUAGAUAAUGUACUGUAAUAUGCUUGUUGGUAGGGGCUUAGGAACCUUGCUUUCGUGUUCUUACAUUUACAUCAAAUAAGGGUGCCAAAUAAAGUAGGCAGCAAGAACUUGGUUUUCACAUCUACAGCUGAAAGUUGGGAAUUCAAAACAAGACCCCAAAAACUCUGCUCUAAAUGAAUAAAGAACUAUGUAUACUUGCUGGCAGACAUACCUCCUUUGCCUAUGCUAAACCUUCAUAGAAAUUGUGAUACUGGGAACUCUUACAUUGUAUUGCGAUAAGCAGACAUGAAAUGGGAAAGACUACAUUUAGCAAGAAACACCUUUACUUGUUCCCGAUGAGAUGAAAAAUUGCCAAAAUGGAUUGUUUACAUAUACUGUAUUGAUCCUCCUUUGAGAAAGUGUUUCUGGCCAAUGAGGUUACUGGUGGCUCUUGCAUUUACUGAUUGACUCUCCCAUAGUACUGUAUGUCACAUUUGUCUACUUGCAAAUGCACAUCAUCACCUUUCUCUUUUUAUGGUGUUAUUGCUCUCUGCAUAGAGAUAUGCAGAAAUAUAAAAGCUUGUAUGUAUGGAGGAAGGUCUUGCUGAAAGAUGGUUGCCUAAAAUCUGAAGGAAAAUCUGCCAAAUCUGCAUUACCGGUAUAUGUGUAUAGGAAUUGUAUAUCAGUAUUGUACAAGUAGAUUAUCAUAUGGAAUCUAUUAAAAAAAUCCUUUAAAAUAGAUAUGGAAUUCUUGGAAUAAUAAAACUUUUGCUGUCCUGUCAAGAAA